AUGGCGGCUGCUGAUAGACAACAUAUUUAUCAAACUAUUCAAACAAGUCUUACCCAUAUUCCAUCAUAUAUUGGACAGGAACCACCAGAUGAUUAUUGUAAUAGAAUUGAAACAGCCAUCAGCUAUACUGAUACAAUGAUUGCUGAUGCUAAUACUGCAAAUGCCAAUACUUUUAUUGAUGCACAUAAGGCAGAUAUUUAUAAAUUGAAAAUGACAGGAAAGUAUUUACCAGUUCCACCUCAACAUGCAGAAAAUAAUAUUAAUACUCCAGCUCACUUUAGAGCAUGGCUUGGAGAUACCUAUCUACAAAGAACAGUUGGUACUCGCCA
Ambispora gerdemannii is the source of this 329-nucleotide messenger RNA. The record is from the annotation of a GenBank genome assembly. Lineage: Eukaryota; Fungi; Glomeromycota; Glomeromycetes; Archaeosporales; Ambisporaceae.